CCAUGUUUUUCAUGUUCUAUUUAUACAGCUCCUUCUGAGCCUCCUCUUUUUACAAUAAUCUUCUUUCUCUCUUGAACUUAUCAUCAUCAUCAUCAUUCAUAGCUAUGAAGCAGGGUUUUCAUGUCUUUCUCAUCUUUUUUUCCCUUCUUUCUCUUCUUUUAUCCCACUCAAUAUCUGCACGUUCACUUCCAAAAACACAAGGUGAAAAGGAGGGGAAGCUUCAUGCUGUUGUUCAUACAACUACGUUCAAAGAGCUGAUGGGUUCCGAGUGGGAGAGUUGUGAUGACAAAGAUGAAGAAUGCCAAAAGAGAAGGAUGACCGCAGAAGCUCACUUGGAUUAUAUUUACACCCAACACAACAAGCCUUGAAUAUGUAGUUUAAUUUUAUCAUGAAACGUUCUUCAAUAAAAAGCGUGUUCUGUAAACAAGUUGUGCUUUGGUAUGAUAUAAAAUUGUAUAUAAUACAUAAUCCUCUCACACUCAGUGUAUGAAUGUUGCUUCGGCUUUGUUAAGUAAUGAAUAGAUUUUGUUUGA
Messenger RNA from Mangifera indica (mango), 533 nucleotides. RefSeq names its product putative phytosulfokines 6. The record is from RefSeq and is a predicted model, not a curated record. Gene Ontology annotation, biological process: cell population proliferation. Lineage: Eukaryota; Viridiplantae; Streptophyta; Magnoliopsida; Sapindales; Anacardiaceae. Gene Ontology annotation, molecular function: growth factor activity. The transcript is spliced from 3 exons. The coding region runs from base 105 to 368 and encodes 87 amino acids. Gene Ontology annotation, cellular component: extracellular region.